AUGAUCCGCGAGCGAGAUAAUUUCACUCGUAGACCCUCUGACGAAGUACAGAUUGCCCAAGAGGAGGCAGAGGGCUGCUUGUCUGAUGGUCGCGUUUCCCCCGACUAUACUUUAGCCGGGCUUUUUCAGCCAGCUGGCACUACUGCUCUCUUGGCGAAUGCUGAAUUCGUCAGGAGAAAGAAUCAUCACCGAGGCCAGCGUGUAUACCUUCACAACAGGGCAGUUUUGAGACCCUCCUGA
This is a messenger RNA of Protopolystoma xenopodis, 240 nucleotides long. NCBI's taxonomy places the organism in Eukaryota, Metazoa, Platyhelminthes, Monogenea, Polystomatidea, Polystomatidae. The record is from the annotation of a GenBank genome assembly.